AUGACUGCCGCGUUAUCAAUUGAAGACAGCACCAAAAGAGUUCUCUUCGGAACUCCUGAAAACGACCCCGGAACGACAUCAACACUGUCAUCGUCACUGUUGGAUGGUGAGGAAAGAACAAGUACGAACGCACUGGCGACACCACAAUCAUCGCCGAAUGAGAAGAAUCCGCUUUUAGAAUCAUCAAAUAUAGACUAUAACCUUCCUCACUGCUCGCUGCCACCUCUGAGUCAGCUACAACCUGUGGAGACCUUUGUAUUGAACGCAAUAAAGUCACGGCAUGAUGAAACCCCAGAAGCAACGCACGUCCAAGGUUACAAGGCCAUUAUUGACUCACUCCGAAGACCGACAGAUCCAAAUAUGAUCCGAAGCGUGCUGAUAUCCUUCCGAACAGCUGGUUCUGGAUCAGUCUUGACUAUGAUAGCGGCAAAUCCCACGAUACAUGCUCAACUGGUGCACGUGGUCCUUCGCCUAAACUCCACCAAUCCUCCCAAACCUCCAAACUCGGACGACGAGAAUGCAAUGAAACAAUUUGAAAACCUAAACAAGAUUUACAAGGAAAUGCAUCUACUGGAUGCUCACUUACAUUUCAUGUUGGCCUUGGUCAGUGCCAAGUCAGCCCAUUUAAUUCCCGUGAUGACCGCGGUGUGGAGAAUGCUUUCCAUGCGAGUUGGACUCCAACCAGAAAUGUACCAUCGGCUGCAUGCAAUGAUGUAUACCAUGUUUCAACUCUUUCCAAAAGCGAGAUCAGACUUUUUUUCCAUUGUUGCCACUAGAUUUCCGCACAUCAAAUUGGAUCAAAGCAUCCUUUGCCACUAUUGCAAGGCUAGCUUCAAAGUUUUGGAGUACCUUCCGAGUAUGCGAAAGCAGCUCAUUGAUACCGUAGUGGACAAGUGCCUCGAAAUCGAUGUCAACAUUAAGAUUCAAGACAAUGGAGAAGUAUCAAUAGAGGAGCAAAAGAAGGAAGACAGUGCCACCGAGGACGCGACAACAGAAAGCAAGGAUGACAAUGAAUCACCAAAACAAGUCUCGUCCAAGGAGCAGUCUAUCAUUGACGAUCUUUCGGAGAAAUUGGAUUCAUUACUGGCACUCCUGUUGGAAGAGAUCAAAAAGGCUUGCAAGGACUACAUUUCAGCUAGAGAAAUGUACUAUGAAAUCAUGCCAGUGUUUGAGUCUACUAUAUUGACAACUCACAAAGCCAAGUUUGUGCAAUUUUGCAUGUUCUACGCUUGUGGAUUGGAGUCUGGUCUUGUUGACAAUGAUUAUAAUUAUGAUGACAUGGAACAUGUGGAACAUGCGAUCCUCCAUCGAGACUUUGCUGCCAAACUAUUGGAAGUGGUGAUGGAUCCUUACCGAGCUACACUUACGAGACAAAGUGGAGCAUGCUACCUCGCCUCGUUCAUUAGUCGCGCCUCCUUUGUUGGUCCUGAUACAAUCUGUGAAGCCAUUUCUGCGCUCCUUCGAUGGGCAGAAGCGUACAUUCAAUCCUUAGGGCAACACGGCAUUCACGCUGCAGAUAGUAGAGACCAAAGUGAAUAUCACUCGCUUUUCUAUACAGUAUGCCAAGCUGCGUUCUACAUCAUGUGCUUCCGGGGGAAAGAAGCAAUGGAAUUUUACAAAGAAGUUGUCGCCGCGUCAACAGAGGAAGCAGGAGACGUACCAUCACAUAUUGACUUGAGCCCUGAGAGAUGGACUAGGAUAUGUUGUCAUCAGUUGCAGCCACUUCGAUAUUGUUUGGAGAGUGUCAGAAGUGAAUUUCUCCACAUUUCACAUUUCUUUGACCUGAUCGGCGAAGAAAAGUUGGAAAAACUGUUUCAAGAUUCAAAACAAAUGUCGACUGGGAGGCCGAAGCGACGUACAGCAUCAAGAAUUUCUACUCUUGGCACGCUUUCCGUGCGACGACGAAAGGGUGGAGUUGGUGGUCUCGGUAGAGGUUCCAAUCCUCUCAAAUCCUUCUUCCCCUUCGAUCCGCUGCUACUGCGGAGGGCGUAUGAUUUCAUUGAACCGUACUACAGGGAUUGGAGUGGGUCUAUUGAAGAAGAGGAAGAAGAUGAGAGUGUUACUUCAGAAGAAUCCGAAGAAGAUUUUUUCGAUAUGGAAGCUAUUGAUCAUGAUGGCAAUGGAAAUCAGGCGCAAGAAGACCAUGCUACUCAAGGAAGAGAUGUGCAUGGACGCUCAUACAGUAUUGAUCAAUCCGAGGCUGACGAAUCUACUGCUAGUGUUCAAGCUGGAAUGACAACUCCAAAUGUACAAGAGAAAAAAGAUAUUCAACGAAAGGCAUGGACGGAGGCAACGAAGCGGCCCAGAUCAUUAAGCAUGGAAAAUGGAAGUUGGUGA
Messenger RNA from Cylindrotheca closterium, 2337 nucleotides. The record is from the annotation of a GenBank genome assembly. Lineage: Eukaryota; Bacillariophyta; Bacillariophyceae; Bacillariales; Bacillariaceae.